ACCGAAGAAAAUUUCUGUUUCUCACGCUUCGUCUCGUCUCCCUGCACAAUACAGCCCGAAAAUCUUCCCAUUCUUUGCUUCAACCCUUGAACAUGUGGCCUCUCAUCGUUCCCUCGUUUUUAUUUUAUUUUACUUUUCUUUCAUAAGAAUAUAAAUAUCAAUAAAAGUGAGCAGAAAUCUCAACUCUGGUCUCUCUCACCCUAUCUCAUAUCCCUGUGGAUUCCUUUUAGGGUUAUGAGCACGAGCAGAUGCUUUUGAAUUUCUCAGACUAUGAACACUGGAAACCUUACACAUAGAUUUCCUGAACCUGAAACCACCAUACCUUCUAUUGUCAUUGAAAGCUUUCAAUUCGAAUUAUUUGUAGUAUGUUGGAAGCAAUGGCUUGUUGCCAAAGUUUUAAGGGACAUGCCAUUGUGCAUCAGAUUAGCCCUCAUGCCUUUUUAAAUCUGAACAGACAUUCUUUUCGUGUGCUGUCUUCCCAUAAGCAGCAAGAGGAUUCCCCAUCAUACACAAAACAUCUUCGAAUAAGUCAUUGCUCUUUUAGUUCUAGGAGUAACUUUGACAGAAAGCAUUUCUUAACUCCCUCAGUUUUUCAGUUGAGAGGUUUUGAGAUUUCCAAACGUAGCUGCCCCUCCUGGGAAAGAUUCCGGAUAUAUGCAGAACUUGAUGUUGCCAGUGCCAUUGAUGUUAUUAACGAUUUAGGAUUGGAUACUUUGACAUUCUUGGCUGUGACUGUUAUGGUUGUUCCUGCAUUCAAGAUCAUCAGAGCUAGCCCUAUACUUGGUUUCUUUUUUGCAGGAGUUGUACUUAACCAGUUUGGCUUGAUUAGAAACCUGACAGAUGUUAAAGUUCUUUCUGAAUGGGGGAUCCUUUUCUUGCUAUUUGAGAUGGGUUUAGAGCUUUCAUUGGCACGCUUAAAAGCUCUUGCCAAGUUUGCAUUUGGCAUGGGAUUAACUCAGGUUGUGUUAUCUACUCUUGCUUUUACAGCAUUCGAGCUCCCACCAAAUGGCGCUAUUGGCACAAGAAUUUUGGAGUUUCUUUUCCACUCAAGACCUGAUCUAGUUAAUAUAAGAAGUCUUGAUGAAGCUAUUGUGAUUGGUGCUGCUCUCUCAUUGUCAUCUUCAGCUUUUGUUCUGCAGCUUCUUGCAGAAAGAGGUGAACUGCCAACAAGAUUUGGAUCAGCAACUUUGGGGAUACUUCUUCUACAGGACAUAGCUGUUGUGCCUCUCCUAGUCAUACUCCCUAUACUGGAGAGUCAGAAUUUGGUAGAAAAAAGCAUUUGGCCAAUGCUUGCAGCAGAAAGCUUAAAGGCAUUAGGUGGACUUGGUCUGCUUUCUCUUGGAGGAAAGUAUUUACUCAGGCGUAUCUUUGAAGUUGUUGCAGAAACAAGGAGUUCAGAAGCUUUUGUUGCUCUCUGUCUGCUUACAGUUGCUGGGACUUCCCUUCUUACUCAGAAAUUGGGCUUCAGUGACACGCUGGGAGCAUUUCUAGCUGGGGCACUUCUAGCAGAAACAAACUUCCGGACACAGAUUGAAGCUGAUAUUAGACCAUUUAGAGGCUUACUUCUUGGACUAUUUUUUGUGACAACAGGGACAUCCGUUGACAUGCAGCUCCUUUUCCGAGAGUGGCCAAAUGUACUUUCACUCUUGGCAGGUCUAAUUGUUAUCAAGACACUGAUAAUUACAGCGAUAGGUCCCCGUGUUGGGCUAACACUUCAAGAAAGUGUGAGAAUAGGACUACUUCUUUCUCAAGGAGGCGAGUUUGGAUUUGUAGUCUUUUCUCUAGCAAACAGGCUUGGUGUGCUACCACUUGAGCUGAACAAACUGCUCAUAAUUGUUGUGGUUUUGUCAAUGGCACUAACACCCUUGCUCAAUGAAGUUGGAAGGAAGGCUGCUGAUUUCAUUGAUAAUAAGUCCAAUGCAGAGGACAAAAUUGUUGACAUGGUCAACUUUGAAGCAAGUGAACCAGUUGUCAUUCUUGGAUUUGGACAAAUGGGUCAGGUACUUGCAAACUUCUUGUCAACUCCAUUAGCUUCUGGGAUAGAUGGCAAGCUUGUGGGAUGGCCUUAUGUUGCUUUUGACCUUGAUCCUGCAGUUGUUAAGGCAGCCAGGAAGCUUGGCUUUCCAAUCCUCUAUGGUGAUGGAUCACGCCCUGCAGUUCUGCAAUCAGCUGGUAUUUCUUCUCCAAAGGCCGUGAUGGUUAUGUAUACAGGGAAGAAAAGGACAAUUGAGGCUGUACAAAGGAUUCGACUUGCCUUCCCUGCGGUUCCUAUAUAUGCCCGAGCUCAAGACCCAAUCCACCUAUUGGAUCUAAAGAAAGCAGGUGCAACAGAUGCUAUUCUUGAAAAUGCAGAGACUAGUUUACAGCUUGGUUCUAAGCUUUUGAAAGGUCUUGGUGUCAUGUCUGAUGAUGUAACAUUUCUCAGUCAGCUUGUUCGAGAUUCCAUGGAGUUUCAAGCUCAAGAGGCACUAAAUAAUAGAACUGAUGACAGGGAGUAUGGUGUUCUGAAGCCACUGCAGGUAAGGGUUGCAGAUUUGAUGGGAGCACGGUCCCCAAUUUCUUCAAGCUCAUCCAAAGAAAGCUCAACAAAUUCAGAAGAGUCCAAUAUUCAGACAGAAGUAGAUCAAUCUGAACAUGAACUUCCUUUGGAACAAUUUGAGAAUGGGGAUGGCAAAGGUGUCUUGUAUUGUGAAUUGGACUCCGAGAACAGUUCCCAAGCUGGAAAUGAGGAUUUCAAAGGAGAGGAAAGUACAAUAGACCAUUCAAUACCUUGUGCAACGGGUGAAAGACCAUGAUUUUUUAUCAGGUUUAAUACAUUCUUCUCUUAUCGUCUUCCAACGUCAAUACUUCUAGUGCUCUUGGUGGUCCUCCAAGUAUCAGAGAAAUAUUUUGAAAGUUUUUGUUGGCGGAAGACAAGAUGUAAAUGGAGAAUAUGUAAAGCUGCAUGAUGGUGUCCAAGAAGUUGUUACUAUCUCUGGAAGGCCACAGCAUGUAUGUGAUCAUAUUUGAUCAAUUUUCUAUUAUUUUGCAUUUAUGAUUUGUGAAUAAUCUGUUUUUUAUUUUUCCUUUUAAUUGAGAAAGGAGCUUUACUGGUUUACAAAAAUGUAAAGAGGCAAGCCGAUUUUGGCCAUUAUAAAGCAUAAAUAGCAGUGGCACAGUGCUUUCUUGUCGUA
This is a messenger RNA of Nelumbo nucifera (sacred lotus), 3173 nucleotides long. It is a transcript of the gene KEA3, whose product is annotated as K+ efflux antiporter 3. The record is from RefSeq and is a predicted model, not a curated record. Gene Ontology annotation, cellular component: membrane; chloroplast. Gene Ontology annotation, molecular function: antiporter activity. Lineage: Eukaryota; Viridiplantae; Streptophyta; Magnoliopsida; Proteales; Nelumbonaceae. Gene Ontology annotation, biological process: proton transmembrane transport; potassium ion transport.